Sclerotinia sclerotiorum 1980 UF-70 is the source of this 4821-nucleotide messenger RNA. RefSeq lists its product as hypothetical. Bases 1 to 4821 code for a protein of 1606 amino acids. The record is from RefSeq and is a predicted model, not a curated record. The transcript has a single exon. Lineage: Eukaryota; Fungi; Ascomycota; Leotiomycetes; Helotiales; Sclerotiniaceae.
AUGGGUGUCGAAUCAAAAAAAUCAAGAGCUCCCCCUCUCCCUGCGCCAACGGAAACAAGUACCGCGGACAGUGACGCCGAAAACGAGAACGAAACGACUGAGUUGGGCUCAAGAGUAACGGAUAAGAGUGCAUACACGAUACCGGAUGACGGUGCUCCAGUCACCAUCGCUACGCGAAAGAAGAAGAAACAGGAUAGUCUAAGUAGUUUAUCAAACAAUAAGUCUCAAACUUCAUUGUUGAUCGAGUAUUUUGAAGGGGGAAAGGAAGACAGAAGUCGAAGACCAUCGGUUCGUGUCAAAGUUACACCAUCAUCGAAACACCGAAGCAAGUCAGCUCAUGAGCACAUCCAGAUUACGGAGUCCAGAAAAGGUGCUAGAAGGCCAUCGUAUACCCAACGCAUUUCAUUAUCCGAUGCCAAUAAGGAGAAUAGAGGAUUGGCGCCAGAAGACGAAGCCAGCAUGAGCUCUUUUCGUUCUACAACUGAAGAAUCUAACCUCACCUCUAGGAGUGGUGGGAGACCUAUCGAGGUUGAGAUCAUGAGGCAUGGAAGUCCGCUGAUACCCACCGAGUUAGGAUCAAGAAGUGCUCCGUACAAUGGUUCCGAUAUAUCAUCCAUGCCUGCCGAUAGUUUCCUCGAUGGACAUACCAGAUCUCUAGAACGAAGACGUAGUCGAAGUUUGACAAGAGAUGAAGCUUUGAUCGCUGGAACAGCUACCGGAUUGGCUGCCAGUGCUGCAUCGGAAAAGUCGAGAACUCCAUCGCGCCGACGAAGUCGAAGUCUUAGCAGGGAACGAAUAGUGGCACAAAAGGCCAUGUCAAAGGUUCGCGGUGAUCGGUCAGAACAUCGACGCAAACAACGAAGGAGUCGUAGUCGAAGUGUCAGUGGUGAUAAGCUUACAGAAGGAAUCAAGUCGCCACGAAGAAGAUCAAGCCGAAGCCAAGCCGAAGAAUCUUUAAUGUCGGGAGCCGACUCGGGUCUGCUAGAUUCACAAGUCAGUCGUAAUUCCGACAGAGUUUCGGUCCGAUCUGGAGCUUCGAAGAAUUCUUCCAUCAACAAUCCCAAGCUGCUAGAAACCGUCGAGGAUGCCAUCCGUCGUUUGAUCCUACCCGAAUUAUCAGCAUUGAAGAGAGAAUCAAGUAAGCGUGCGGAACGUCGAAGUUCUGUAGGAAGUGGUAUCUCUAGCAUAUCGGGAGGACCCAAGGUCACUCUUAAUGAUGGGGAGGUUCUCUCUGGAAGGAACCGCACUGAUCGUGUGAGAGAUUCAGACUCACCACGAAGUUUCGAUCGAGGCGAAUCCGAAGAAACUAUUUCACAAAAUGACAAGGCGAAAAGGAAGAAGACUCGGGGCCUCGAAACAGCUGCUUUGGGCGCAGGAGUUGGCGCCUUGACUGCGGCUGCUCUACAGAAGCAUCAAUCACAAGAGUCUGUGAUGGAUGAAAAGAAAGAGCGACGACGCAGGAGGAAGAAUCACAGCCGUGGCAAUAGCUUAGGUGGCGAGCUCUCACCCACAGAAGAAAGAAGUGGUCUCGAUUUAGCGCCCCCUAUGCCACUCAUGAGCGCGAUCAAUGCCUCGGAUAUUACCAGAACUUCGAUCCUGUCGGCUGAAUCAGAGAGACCUCAUUCCGCUAGCUCGCAGCGUGUUACGCCUGUUCAAGAGGUGGUGGCCCGAAAAGAUGUUACUUCUCCAGCUACUCGAACGCCAACUCGGACGCCGAUUAAUCUACAACACGGCUUAGGUACUCAGCACUCGAACUUCUCACGCGGAAACCUUAGUCUUCAUAGUCAAAAUAGUGAGCAGCAGUUACCCGGCCAAGAAUACGAAUUGGAUGAGAAUGGAAGAAAAGUGCCUAUGCGAGAAUUUUACGACCCUGAUCUUGACGAUUCAGCGCUGUCAGAAGAACAUAACGGGGGUCACUCUAAUACAGUCAGAGCUGGUCUGGCAGGUGCCGCUGCUGGUGCUGGCCUGGCAGCGCUUCAUCAUGAUCAACAUGACAUCCCCGAUGACGAAGAUUCUGAAUUACUUGAAGCAGAGCCACAACAUCCUUACUAUCAGAACACUCAAGAGGUACCUCCUCCACUCAGAUACGUCCCUUAUGGUCACGAGAGACGUGGUUUGAGUCCUAUUCAAAGCGUUUCAGGAUAUACCGAGAACGAAGAUGGACCACCUAAUCAACGAGACUCUAAGUUAACCGAGAGUACGAGAUCAUACUCUUCACUGGCAAAAACCGCUCAACACAACCAGUCCAUGAAAUCGCUUGAAUCCAUUAAUAAUAAUCACAAUCGUCAUGACUUUUCAGAAGUUCGAACGGGUGGGCUAUCGGAUUCUGAGCUCACUCAAGAUGGGGAUGGACAAUAUUGGGAUGAACAACACCGAGAGAACGAUCGAAAUCGAGAUUUUGACUCCCAACUGAGUCUUGAAAAUAAACGACUAACGAACUAUACCGAUGACAGCCUUGAUACUCGAGAUGUCUCAACCGGUCAAAAUAUUAAAGGUGUCGGUGGAAAACCUGACUUUGUCAACACGCCCAUAGGAGUCGAAUCACAUGUUGCUUCGUUGGUUAAUGCAUCUGAGCUCACUGGCACUAACUCAUACCCUGGUAGCAAUAGCCAAGUCAAUCGCAAAGCUUCUUACGAAUCAUUUGAAGAUGAAUCCGAGAGAAACUUCACAAGCCGAGGCAAUAGCCCCGUGAAGUCAAAAAAUCCUAAAAAAUAUGUCGAGGAGUAUGAUCUUGACGAGAAUGGAAGAAAGGUUGAGAUGCCAAAAACACAAACCAAGGAAAAGCUUGGAGCGGGUGCUCUGGGAGCCGCUGCUGCUGCACUAUUGGCAAAGGCACGUGAAAAGAUGAAUAAUAACAAUAACGAUGCAGACAAUAUCAAGUAUGAGGAACGUAAGGAAGAUACUGGAGCACCCUUACAGAAGUCAUUCAAGGAUCGUACAAAUGAUGGGCAACGACUUUCUUCCCCUCGCCACAGCGUCGAUAAUCUCAGUGAAGUUAGUCAAAUGACUGAUCACCCUAAAAUGAGUGCGAGUGGACUCCCAGAUAUGCAUGAUCCAAUGCCCGAAAUUGGCUAUGGAGACGAUGCAUCAGAAGUAACAACAAACCCGUCUAUCAUUCAAGGACCUAUCGGUGGUGCACAACAUGGAAGCCGCGAUCACUGGCAAAAUCAUGCCACGCCACCACAAGCCAAGCGUACACAAAGUUCCGCAUCUGGCAAUGCUCUUCAUGAAGCAGAAGCUGCAUUGAUUGGUGCUGCUACUGGUGCAGGUGCUGCUGCUGCUUUGGCUGGCCACAGCAGAGAAGUUAGUGGAGAGCAUGAUGAUGAGUGGAGAAGAACUUCCGGAGAGCGAAAACGUGAUACUCUCAUCACAAACCCAUACGAAGAUACAAGUCCAGUUGCUAAUCUUGGUAAUGGAACCGGCCUUGAUCGGGAACUUUUGAAUCAAGCUGGGUUACAAAAUGCAAAUCGCGCAUACAAUGAUAAGCUUUAUGCUGGCAGUCCGAACGGUCUACCCAAGGAUGAAGGAUAUAUCUCAUCAGCUCCCAAUGCUGGUGCUCAGACUCCCGAGCAGCGUCUGAACAAAGGAAAGGGUAUCGACUUUAUGGAUCAAGAAUUAGGAAAUGCUACAGAUGCAUUAAAUGGUGACCAAUUUUAUCCCGGUCACUCUCGGCAUCUCAGUGGCAUGUCACAAGGAAUGGGCUCUCCAUUAUAUGACAGUGCAACGGGCAAUGGUAUUGAUCGUAUUCAAUCGAAGGAUAUCGUGGCUUUGAUGGAUCAUCUUACUGUUCGUGACGCCCAACGUAGCGCUCGUGACACUGAAAUCCUCGUAACCCUUGUUCGAGCCGCUGCCGAAAUGAGAAAUUCUUUCGAAGACAUGAAGAGAUUACUUGCUGAUACUGAAGAUGUUAUUAUCACCGAAGUACAAGGCAACACAGAAAAGUCGGUUCAAAAAGUCAUCAAUGGACCACGCCCUCUACCUCAAAGUGCACCUCGAUCUAUCAGAUCAGCGGAGAUGUAUGAAGAUCUUCCUACGAAGCGAAGAAACGUUUUUCGAAGAGCAUUGAAAGGUUUAAGCAAGAAGAGCACAAACGAUCUUGGAAAGAUCGAAGAUAUGCUUGUUCAAUUACUUGGUGAUGUUGAAGGUCUUAAAGUUGCUCAAGGUCUUCAGAGUGGUACUUUGGAUUAUGAUGAUUUCCCUGAAGGACGUUCUGAACAAGAUCGUGGUUACGUACCUGAAGGUAACGCUGGCACUUCCACUGGAAGUCACGCAAGUCAAUCUGGCCCUCUUUCCAUUCCACUUUCUCAAUCUCGUAACACAAACCGAGGCUUUGAUGGACGCAAAUUCUCGGAUCAUCGAAUUAGUACAGUACCUGAAGGUGAUGAGGAUGAACUCAGUCCACAUGAGGAGGAAAUUCUUAAUAAUCAGUUUGAGAAUGAUGAAGAUGUUCUUACUCCAACUCGUGAGACUUUCCGUGAUCGUGGAGAGUCUCUACCAUUGGAUACACCUCCUCAACAACAUAAGGCUUCCGGCUCUCUAAGCAAUGAUAAUACUCCUCGAACUGAGACAGAAAAGACUAAGAAGCAUAAGUCAAGUAGCUCUUCUGGUUGGAUUCCUAAAGUAUCUCGUUGGUCCGAGACUACCGCCUCAACUGUGUUUAAAGGCUUCCGCAACAGUGGUCGUAAGAGUGGUGGCAAGGAACCUGAACAAUACAAUUCACCUCCAUCGGGAUCGGAUUCCGGACUUGGUACAUAUCAAACCGAACAAGAGCAUACUGACCAUGAUCGCGAGCGUGACUAUGAUCAUGAUAAAUUUCAUUGA